Scheffersomyces coipomensis is the source of this 510-nucleotide messenger RNA. RefSeq names its product Cox19p (gene COX19). The transcript is spliced from 2 exons. The coding region runs from base 115 to 462 and encodes 115 amino acids. Gene Ontology annotation, cellular component: mitochondrial intermembrane space. Lineage: Eukaryota; Fungi; Ascomycota; Pichiomycetes; Serinales; Debaryomycetaceae. The record is from RefSeq and is a predicted model, not a curated record. Gene Ontology annotation, biological process: mitochondrial respiratory chain complex IV assembly.
UUGAUUUGGAAAUCUGAUCAUGUGAUCGAUUUUUCCCGCUGUUUGAAAAAGUUGAAAAUUCAAAUAAAGUGGUUUCAUAGUCCGUAAGUUAUAUCAACGACAAUAAGAUUAAGAAUGGCUAGUGGUGCUCCAGGUGGGAACUUUAGACAUUGGUCACCAACUCCUCCAGAACGAGGAUCAUUUCCUCUUGAUCAUUAUGGUGAAUGUACUGAAUAUAUGAAUAGUUAUUUAAAGUGUAUGAAGUUCACUCAGAAUCAGAACGCUCCUAAUUGCCGUAUAUUGGCCAAACAGUAUCUUAAAUGCAGAAUGGAUAAUCAAUUAAUGGAACAAAGUGAAUGGGAUUCUCUAGGUUUGGUAAAUUUACCAGGUGAUGCUGCUGCUGCUGCUGCUGCUGCUACCAAAUCAAACAGCACGACAAAGAUAGAUUCAAAACUCGACCCUGCUACGAAAGAGAAGAAAUAAUGUUUAUAAAAUGACUACAUAUCCAAAUAAUAAAUUGUAUAUAAUAUA